Messenger RNA from Agrilus planipennis (emerald ash borer), 2969 nucleotides. RefSeq names its product EGF domain-specific O-linked N-acetylglucosamine transferase (gene Eogt). The record is from RefSeq and is a predicted model, not a curated record. NCBI's taxonomy places the organism in Eukaryota, Metazoa, Arthropoda, Insecta, Coleoptera, Buprestidae. Bases 203 to 1804 code for a protein of 533 amino acids. The transcript is spliced from 5 exons. Gene Ontology annotation, cellular component: endoplasmic reticulum lumen. Gene Ontology annotation, molecular function: protein N-acetylglucosaminyltransferase activity.
UGCUGUGGUAAUGUGACAAGAAAAUUUUAAUUUUUCAAGUUUGUAAUUUGUGAUAUGUUUGUGACUCAAUAGAAGGCUGUAGCCUUGUGCCGAUUUAUUUGAAAAUCUUUUGUAGUAAAGAUAGAUAAUGUUGUGAAGGUAUAUUAAGAAAAACCUAAUACAAUGCCAUUCACAUUAUUGAUCUACAAUCUUGUUAAUUUAUAUGUUUUUUACGUUUGCACACAUUGAAAAAAUGCAUAAAGUAGUAGUAAUUAUAGUACUUUUUAUCCAAGUUUGCUGUGAUAAUUAUACAUUUAUUAACUUACCUGAUGAGCAUAUACCAUACUACUUUACAAAUUACCCCGCAAUAAUGGAGCAAUGCAGAAAAGAUGUAGAGUGCCCUUAUAAAGACCAUUUAGAUAAAAGAAAAUGCUGGGGUUAUGAACACUUUUGCAAAUGGGGAGAGCAAUAUACUGUUCCACAUUGUCCUGGUGAUCAUAAAGGUUGGGUGAAGACCAAAUUGGAUCAACAAAAAACAUUUUUUACACAAGGUGAUUUUGGUUAUAUUAGAGAACAAAUAGAGGAGAUGAAAGUCCUUUGUGAACCACUUUUUUCUACUGAUAGUUCUCUAGAAUGUUCUGAACAUCUUCGAUUUUGUAGAGGUCGAAAUAUAAUGAUUAAUUUUACCUCUUUGAUAAAUAGAACAGAUAAUUUUCGUUAUAAAAUGGAUGUUCUCAAGGAAGGUGAAAUUGGAGGAUAUUGCAACUAUUAUAAAGAUAGGCUGCUUGAACAAGCAGAUCAUAUAAGUCCUCUUCAAAGUUGGGGUCCAGAGUUGCGUUACUUCACUCAAUUAAAUACCAGACCUGUAGAAAACAAUAAAUGUGAUAUUGUAAUUGAGAAACCUACAUUUAUUAUGAAAAUUGAUGCUACUGUGAAUAUGUAUCAUCAUUUUUGUGAUUUUUUUAAUCUUUAUGCAUCUCUUCAUGUUAAUUCAACACAUCCUGAAACUUUCUCAAUGGAUACACAUAUUCUCAUUUGGGAAACCUAUUCAUAUUAUUCAGAUUUCUCUUCUGCCUGGGAGGCAUUUACUCAGAAUCCCUUGUGGGACUUGAAAACCUUUAGGGGUGAAGUAGUCUGCUUUAAAAAUGUUGUAUUUCCAUUACUCCCACGAAUGAUUUUUGGAUUGUACUAUAAUACCCCUAUUAUAUAUGGUUGUGAGAAAAGUGGCUUAUUUCAUUCAUUCUCUAAACAUUUACUUCACAGGUUGAAAAUACCACUGAUUAAAAGAAAGAAUAAAAAAAUUAAGAUAACUUUUCUCUCAAGAGAUACUAAAUACAGAAGGAUAUUGAAUAAAGAUAGACUUGUACAAGCUUUAAAAGAGAACGAUAAUUAUGAAGUACAGAAAGUGAUUUACAACAAAAACAUUCCAUUUAAAAAACAGUUAGAAAUUACAAGAAAUUCAGAUAUAUUUAUAGGUAUUCAUGGAGCAGGAUUAACACAUUUGUUAUUUUUACCUGACUGGGCAGCAGUUUUUGAGAUCUACAAUUGUGAAGAUGAGAACUGUUAUUCGGAUUUAGCAAGAUUACGUGGUGUUAAAUAUGUGACCUGGGAAAAACCACACUUAAUUAAGGAAGAUGAAGUUACUCAUCCAGAAAGUGGAGCUGCUCAUGCUAAAUUUGCAAACUACAGUUUUGAUAUAAAUGAAUUUGUAAGACUAGUUAAAGUAGCGGCAGAUCACGUCCAAAAUAACGAUGCAUUUAAUGCUUUUAUUAAUCAAUAUUACAAAAAAGACAAUCACAGUAGAAAUAAGCACGAUGAACUAUAAAUUCUAAAAUAUUUUUAAACGGGUGAAUUAGUAGUCUUUUUCAAGUGUAUAUGUAAAUAUUACAUAAACACAUUUUUACUAAUGUUAGAUUCCCCUACCUCUAGGAAAGUGGAAUACAAGACAAUUGCAACCCUCCAGAGAGUAAAAUACCGACGUCCAUGAAGCUAGCAGAGCAACAUCAGCAGAACAAAAGAUGACACAGCUAAUAAUUAAGUGCUAAUUAAACUCCUACAUAAAAAAAUUAUUGCUCCCUUUGUUUAAAAAAUAUUGCAUGUUCUGCUAACUUUAGAUGAACUCAGCAGAGCAGAGUGCUGCUAAGCAACCAAAAAUAAAUCUAAUCGAGUGAAAAUCAAUUGCAAAAUUAAGUGCUAAUUAAAUGCCCUAAUAAAAAAAAUUAUUGCUCCCUUUGUUUAAAAAAUAUCGCAUGUUCUACUAGCUAGAUGAGCUCAGAAGAUCCAAGUGGUGACAAACAAUUUAUUUAUUUUUUAUUGUUUAGCAGUACUCUGCCCUGCUGAGUUAUUUUGAAGCUAGCAUAGUAUGUAAUAUUUUUUAAACAAAGGAAGCAAUUUUUUAUUAGGGCAUUUAAUUGGCACUUAAUUAUUAUUUAUGUUGUCUUUUAUUCUGGUGAUUUUGCUCUGCUAACUUCUUGGACGUAAAAUAUCAAGACCAUUGUAAAUUUCCUUGUCCUAAUAAAUAUUCAUAUAUACUAAAUUAUGUAUUAAUUAGUGGCUGAUAAUAAUGCAUAAAUAUCCAACUCCUUAUACUGAGCCAAUCUUUGCAUUUCGCGAAACUAGAUCAUCCCUCUUCAUUGAUCAUCAUCCUGUUUCUGCUUCUCAUAUAUCUUUAAGUAGCCCUUCGUGUCUCAGAUGUCCUACGAUUCCAUCUCUUAUUUUCUUUAUUUAUACACUUUUCACAUCUUUUUCUAAUUUGUAAAUUAAAUGUGUUUAUAAAUAUUCUUAUUAAUUUUCCUGAAAAUAUUUUAUUUUAAUAACAUUUUUUUAUGCAAAAAUCACCGCCUGUCGUCAACAAAGAUGUCCCCUUAAGCUUUUAAAUAAUCUCUUACUUAAUUUGCCCUUAUAUUAAAUGUAUUAUUUAAUAUUAGAAUCUCAAUUCCAAUGUUUUGUAACAAUAAUUAUGUCGACUUUUAAUAAACUUGUUAAACGUU